Molecule: messenger RNA, 941 nt
Organism: Cryptotermes secundus
Lineage: Eukaryota; Metazoa; Arthropoda; Insecta; Blattodea; Kalotermitidae
Product: U3 small nucleolar ribonucleoprotein protein IMP3
Exons: 6
Coding region: 149-697 (182 amino acids)
Biological process (GO): rRNA processing
Cellular component (GO): small ribosomal subunit; small-subunit processome; Mpp10 complex
Molecular function (GO): rRNA binding; structural constituent of ribosome; snoRNA binding
Source: RefSeq, a predicted model, not a curated record
GUGCCGCGCUAUCGUGUGAGAAAUUCUUAAAACAAUCACAUGCGUUGUAGACCCUGUACACAUCGUACAGAUCGGUACAGAUGUACAGAUUGCAGUAUGAAAUGAUUGGAGGUUUGUAGUGUAUAGGUAAACGUGUGGGCUUAUAAUUAUGGUGCGAAAACUAAAGUUUCAUGAGCAAAAACUUUUAAAGAAGGUUGAUUUCAUAUCAUGGGAAGUUGACAACAAUCUGCACGAAGUUAAAGUUAUGAGAAAAUACUGUAUUCAGAAAAGAGAAGACUAUACGAAGUACAAUAAAUUGUCCCGUCAAAUACGUGAACUAGCAAGGAAAAUAAAAGAUUUGGACCAAAAGGAUCCAUUUCGGAUAGAGUCAAGUGCUCAGUUACUAGAAAAGUUGUAUAUGUUGGGUCUGAUUCCAACAAAAUGGGAUUUGUCGCUCUGCAAUGAUGUGACUGCUUCAUCCUUCUGCCGCCGUCGACUCCCUGUGAUAAUGGUCAAGAACAAGACCUGUGGUUCACUUCGCAUGGCCACAAAGUUUAUACAACAAGGACAUGUGAGAGUUGGUCCACAAGUUGUGAAGGACCCAGCAUUUAUUGUUGCAAGGAAUUUGGAGGACUUUGUAACAUGGGUGGAUACUUCAGCCAUCAGAAGACAUGUCAUGGAGUACAAUGAAAUGCGUGAUGACUUUGAGAUGCUCUAGAAGUGGCAUGAGUGGAAAUUAUACAGAUGCCAAAAUGAAUCUAUAUGUUGUGUGAUCUGGGGCCCCAUCUUGAACCUGUGCCCUUGGAUGCUGGUGCCACUGGACUUGGUUUCAAGAUGCCUUCAGAUGCUGCACUCUGUGGAAGUGUCCACAUCUCUUUCCUCACUCGUGUUAGAAGGGCACUGAAAAGUUUAUGUAAUUGUAAUAUUUUGUAAAGAGAAGAAUAAAUGUAAAAUAUACGUGA